Molecule: messenger RNA, 699 nt
Organism: Colletotrichum karsti
Lineage: Eukaryota; Fungi; Ascomycota; Sordariomycetes; Glomerellales; Glomerellaceae
Exons: 3
Coding region: 1-699 (232 amino acids)
Source: RefSeq, a predicted model, not a curated record
AUGAAGUUCUCGUCGACUCUUCUUGUCACCCUGGCGGCCGUGUCGGCCGAAGCCCACUAUACCUUCGGUCGCCUCGUGUACGGUGGCACGACCUACCCCGAGUGGCAGCAUGUCCGCAAGACGCUCAACUUCUACUCCAACGGCCCCACCGACGGCGUGUCUUCCACGCAGAUCCGGUGCUACGAGGCCGACGCCAAGGACAGGGGCACCGUCACGACCCUUCCCGUGACCGCCGGGUCGACGAUCGGGUUCGCCGCCAACGGAGUCGUGGGACACCCCGGACCCGCGAGCUUCUACAUGGCGAAGGUGCCGUCGGGCCAGACGGCGGCGACGUGGGACGGUAGCGGGGCCGUGUGGUUCAAGAUCUACCACGAAAGGCCGACGAUCACCAGCAGUGGACUCGAGUGGGCGUCAUUCAACACCCAGGUUCUUUCGACCAAGAUCCCGUCCUGUCUCGCGAACGGAGAGUACCUCGUCCGAGUCGAGCACCUCGCCCUGCACGGCGCCGCGACCGAAGGCGGAGCCCAGUUCUACGUCGCCUGCGCCCAGGUCUCGCUCUCCGGCGGCGGCAGCACCAAGCCGGCCGGCGUGUCGUUCCCCGGAGCGUACAAGUCGACGGACCCGGGCAUCCUCUUCCAGCCGUACUGGCCGACGCCGACCAGCUACACCAACGCGGGCCCCGCUCCGAUCAGCUGUUAA